Molecule: messenger RNA, 1890 nt
Organism: Theobroma umbraticum
Lineage: Eukaryota; Viridiplantae; Streptophyta; Magnoliopsida; Malvales; Malvaceae
Gene: PDX1.2
Product: pyridoxine biosynthesis 1.2
Biological process (GO): amino acid metabolic process; pyridoxal 5'-phosphate biosynthetic process; pyridoxine biosynthetic process
Molecular function (GO): amine-lyase activity
Source: RefSeq, a predicted model, not a curated record
ACCGACUAAGUAAACCCACGCCUUUGAACCUUCAUUGAAGCUUCUGGAAACAACCCAACACCACCAGCUAGCGCCUCUUUUAUACCCUCCCAUCGCCCAUCCCUUAAUCAAUUUGCAAACUCAAAAUCAGGGAAACGUAAAACGCUACGGCUUCCUCCAUUGAAGCAAAUCGACAACCAUCUGACAGCCAUGGCCGAAGACGGAGCCGUUACACUCUACAACAACACGGCCAUCACUGACGCUAAGAAAAACUCCUUCUCAAUCAAAGUGGCCAUGGCUCAAAUGCUCCGCGGCGGCGCCAUUCUCCAAGUCUCAACACUCAGCCAAGCCAAAAUCGCCGAAGAAGCAGGCGCCUGUUGUUUAGUUCUAACCGAACCCAAUUGCCAAGGCAUUUCACGCAUGCCAGAACCUUCUCUCAUCAAACAAAUUAAACGCGCUGUUUCAGUCCCUGUCAUUGCUCGUUCCCGCAUCGGCCAUUUUGUCGAAGCCCAAAUACUCGAACGAGUCGGAGUUGAUUACAUCGACGAAAGCGAGGUUUUAGCUAUAGCUGACGAAGAUAAUUUUAUUAACAAGCAUAAUUUUAGAUGCCCUUUUGUUUGCGGCUGCAAAAACCUCGGCGAAGCGUUGAGGAGAGUGAGGGAAGGAGCUGCCAUGAUUAGAACACAAGGGGAUUUGUUAGGCACUGGUAACAUUGCUGAAACGGUUAAGAAUGUCAGGUCUGUGAUAGGUGAGAUUAGGGUUUUAAAUAACAUGGAUGAAGAUGAAGUUUUCGCGUUUUCCAAGAAAAUUGCUGCCCCUUAUGAUUUGGUUGCUCAAACUAAGCAAAUGGGGAGGCUGCCAGUGGUGCAUUUUGCCGCUGGUGGGAUUGUGACUCCUGCGGAUGCUGCGUUGAUGAUGCAGUUAGGGUGUGAUGGUGUUUUUGUGGGAUCAGAAGUGUUUGAUAACUGUUCUGAUCCGUAUAAGCGUGUUCGGGGGAUUGUAGAGGCUGUUAGGCAUUAUAAUGAUCCUCAUGUUUUGGUUGAGAAUAGCUGUGGAUUAGAGGAGGAGAUGGCAGGGCUUAAUGUUAGUGAGGAGAGGAUGGAACAAAUUCACAAAACAAUACCUUCUUUCCUUGUUCCUUUAAUCAAUGUUUAUGUAGAUGGCCAAUGGAAAAAGGAGUUGCAGUGCAAAAAUUCUAGUCAUCACUGCCGGGCUUUGCUGAAGAGGCAGGAUCAUGUGCGAAGCUGUUCACUCUGGGGCACCAUGCAUGGCUGAUUCAUCUCUAGUUAAGCAAAUCUGAUGAGUUACAAUGACAAGAGUAUGUGCAAUUACCAGAAGCAGUUGGUGUAGACUAAGUUAAAGAGAGUGAACUCAAAUUUGAUGAUGAUAACAGAUGAGUCAUGAAUGUGAUAAAUUGAUAAGAUGGAGCAUGUCCAGGUUGGUAUAUAAAAAUAUGAAUAAGGAUAAGAGGUUUGCAGUCAAAGAUGGCGGUGCCUCCUGAGCUAGUAGCACAAAAUAUAGAGGAUGGAUCCCUGUUGGAUCGAUUCUGGAAGCAGACGGGUUCCUAUUGAUGUGGCGCAAAUGACGCGAGAGAGUGUGAGAGGUGCAUGUGGGGUCAGUAAUUUUUAACAUGUGUUGGGCCAUUAUAUGCACUAGGGUAGAUCAGCUGGGGCCUGGAUAAUGCCAAGGCAAAUGAACUGACAUGGUAUGCACUGGCUGAUCGAGCUAGAUGGUGCGGAAGGAAAGGACAGAAGCUAGUGGAAUGUGUAUAAUGCAUUGAACAAGGUCCUUAUUGUUUAUUGUUGGACAUAGAAUCUGUUUCUCCAUUGUAUCUGAUUGUAUAAUGCUGAUGGAAUAAUGUAGAAUCAAUUGGUUAAUUAAUCUCAUGACUUUUUCCAUGGAGGUACUUUA